This is a messenger RNA of Ficedula albicollis (Collared flycatcher), 3728 nucleotides long. RefSeq names its product ubiquitin associated protein 1 (gene UBAP1). Gene Ontology annotation, biological process: ubiquitin-dependent protein catabolic process via the multivesicular body sorting pathway; regulation of DNA-templated transcription. Lineage: Eukaryota; Metazoa; Chordata; Aves; Passeriformes; Muscicapidae. The transcript is spliced from 8 exons. Gene Ontology annotation, molecular function: ubiquitin binding; DNA binding. Gene Ontology annotation, cellular component: ESCRT I complex. The coding region runs from base 134 to 1693 and encodes 519 amino acids. The record is from RefSeq and is a predicted model, not a curated record.
GCGGGGCCCAGACAAGAUGGCGUCGCCCGGGUCCGGCGGCGCCGAGCGGGGCCCGUAGGGACGGCGGGCGGUGACUGCGGGACGGCGGGACAGGGGGACAGCGGGGCCGGGGGCCGCAGGCCGCAGGUUCUAAAUGGCUUCAAAGAAGUUGGGAUCCGACUCUCAUGGGCCUUUCAGUUACCUUGAUGAUGUCCCAUUUAAGAUAGGAGACAAGUUCAAAACCCCAGCAAAGGUUGGAUUACCCAUUGGUUUCUGUCUGUCUGAUUCUUCUCAGCUUGUCAGAGAAGCCCAGUAUGACUUCUCAUUGGAAAAGAAAACUAUUGAGUGGGCUGAAGACAUCAAAAAAAUUCAGGCUGCCCAGAGAGAAGCUGAGCGCAAGGCAGAAGCAGCUCUAGCAAACUCAAAAGCAGCUCCAGAGGACAGCACCAAGAUGGGGUUCUCAGAGGGACCUUGCCCUGAAGCCAUGCCUCCUCCUAUUAACCCCAUCCUCGCUAGCCUGCAGCACAAUAACAUUCUGACUCCUACCCCAGCCAACACCAGCUCUGUGAAGCAAAAGGUCCUUAGUCCACCUCGACCAAAGGCAGAUUUCAACCCAGCUGAUUUUGAAUGUGAAGAAGACCCAUUCGACAAACUGGAAUUAAAAACUAUUGAUGAUAAGGAGGAAUUAAAAAAUAUCCUCGAAAUUCACGUUGGUACUACUGGGCCAAUUGUUGCCCAGCUGUUAGAUAAUACUUUGCCUAAAGGAGGGUCUGAGUCUGUGUUGCAAGAUGAGGAAGUUCUGGCAUCCAUAGAAAGGGCCACGUUGGACUUCAAACCCCUUCACAAACCCAAUGGCUUUAUCACUUUACCACAGUUGGGAAACUGUGAAAAGAUGUCCUUGUCUUCCAAAGUGUCCCUUUCCCCCAUCACUUCAGUGAGCAAUAUCAAAUCCCUGUCAUUCCCUAAGCUUGACUCCGAUGAGGGUGAUCAGAAAUCAUCAAAGCUCACGAGCACUUUCCACAGCACUACCUGUCUCCGCAACGGCACUUUGCUUAGCUCUUUGCAGACCUGUGCUCAGAGUAAAGCCAGUGAACUGAAUGGACACCAUGUGCUUGGUCUUUCCGCUCUAAAUGAGGACAGUGGCAGGGAGACAUUAUCCUCUUCAUCCAGGCUGUCUUCCAUGGCUGUUUCGACUGUUUGUACAGAGGAGGAAUCAUCUCAAAACACAUCAACUACGGUACACCCAGACUACCAGGAAACAGAAGUCCCUGUGGUAACACACCAAAACUUUGCAGUGUCUAAAGUGCCCAAUAACAGCAGCUGCACGAAGCGGCCGGGCGGUCUGGCGGCUGAGCUGCAGCAGGGCCUCUCCCCCAGCGAGAGGCACUGUGUGGAGACAGUGGUCAACAUGGGCUACUCGCCUGAGAACGUCCUGAAAGCCAUGAAGAAGAAGGGACAGAACAUAGACCAGGUUUUGGAUUACCUGUUUGCACAUGGACAGCUUUGUGAGAAGGGCUUUGAUCCACUUCUUGUUGAAGCAGCUUUGGAAAUGCACCAGUGUUCAGAGGAGAAGAUCACAGAACUUCUCCAGUUAAUGAGUCAAUUUAAAGAAAUGGGCUUUGAACUAAAAGACAUUAAGGAGGUCUUAUUAUUACACAACAACGACCAACACAAUGCUUUGGAAGAUCUAAUGGCCCGUGCAGGAGCCAGCUGAAGACACAUUCCUGGAUUCUUGGCGUGCAACAGAGCAGAACCAGCCCCGCCACCUUUGCAUCCAGUGUGACUUGCUCUCAGUGGGAAGGAGUCCAGCUUUUUGCAUACAAGGGAGAGUGACUGAGCAAGCCUGCCUGCGUGCAUCACUCCAGCAUUUCUCUUUCCACUGAGGGCCAGCUUUCAUUCUUAAAUUAAAUUUUAAAGUGUCCUUUCUUAAGUUUCCUUUUUCCAGCUUGGCCACGGAAAGUUGAGACUGCCCAGCCUUGACUGGAAUUGUACAUAGGUAGAGAUGGAGUGGUUCCCCCCUCAUUGUUGCACUGGAGUUGGACAGAAGAAUAUUAAGUUGGUUCUGAAACUAGGAUGCUUUGGUUCUUUGAAGCUGCUUUCAUGGUGUCUUGUCUGCUUGUACUGAAUUACUUGACUGUGUCACAGUCCAGAUUACCUGGUUAAAUUUGACCUUUAGUGCAAUGGAGUUUUAUUUUUUGGUUGAAAGUUAGUCUGUAACUUAGUAAAACACUGGUUCAGAAACUGUCACUAUGCAUAAAGAGAGAACUUGUUUUGUCCUCUUGGUUUUUGUUUUUUACCCAUGCAUCCAACACUUCUGCCAGACAUGAGCGUCCAGUGCUGAGUGGUAAGUUCCUUUGAAGCAGGUAAGCUGUGAACUCAACCUGGACCUGCAACUUGUGUUGGUUUUUGAACCUGAAGGCAGAGAGCUGGGACUCAGUAUUUUCAAUCCCCUGGGCUUGUAGGAUGUUUAAGACAAUGCCCUGCUAGUAAGUCAGUUAUCUUUUUGUUUUAAAUAAUACACAGUGUGAUGCAGGAGGUUUCUUUCAAGCACUUUCUUUAAAACAAAUACACUCACUGCAUUAGUUCAAUUUUUCACACUGCUAUAGAAUUACAUAAUAAUAACAUCUAGUACUACAAAUCAGGUUUGGGGUUGUUUUUGAUAGUUCAAAGUAUUACGUUGUACAUUGAUCAAGUUCUAAAUACAUGAAAUAUUAGCAGUCUUGAGGAAUCUCUAAUUUGCUAAAUAUUUUGAUUCUGCGGAAGAGCAACUAAUAAAACCCUGAAAUGUAAUUCCCAGUGUCAUGGUUCCCAUCUCUCAUGCUCUUUGGCUAUAGCAGACAAGGAACUUGGUGGAUCCUGCCCUCCCAGGUGCUGCCAGCUCCUAUGGGCACAUGUGAACACUGUUGGGCAGAACCAGAGGUCUCUGGGCUGCAGCGGUGGAAGGUGCUGUGCUUCUCUGUGGCUUAUUUUUGUUUUUUUUGUUUUAUGUCAAGAUCCCAGCCUAGGGAUCCAGAUUCACAUUAGACCUGGAGCUGGAGCAUUGGACUGCUGGAGGGCAAAACAUCUCAGCUCAUUGCAUCAGUCUGUGUUUUUCAGUAGGAGGUUUCAGCUCAUCAGGACUCCAAAGGGGAUGGCAUUUGUCUCCAUUAUUGUUGUUAACUUUCUAUGACCAAAACAUCUAAUUUGGGCCCACUGUGCACUCCUGGAAUUCUCUGUGGGAUUUCCAACUGUGUGAAUUACACACAUUUAUAUAAAAUAAUGCAAGAGAGGGAUCUGCUGGCAAGUGUCUAGGAAAUGUGGAGAGGGAUGAUGAGGAUGAGUAGGGCAGUUUGCCUUGCACAUACUUUAUAGUGUUAACCUUCACCAUUUUCUAGUGGUGGAGCUGAAAUAAAGCUUGUCUAAAAAGGACAUUGAACAGCUGGUGGGGCAGCAGCUGCUGCCUCUGUGAGUGCAGGUAAUGCUCAGCUUUUCUUCCUUCCCAGGUGAUAAAUGCAACAGUGAAGUGAGGAAAUGGGGUUCCUGAUUAAUUGGAAAACCUUGAAAACAAAAUUCAAACUGCUUUACUGUCACUGCUGAGAGGAUUCGGUUGUGUUGCUUGUUCUGGUUUUCUCAGAAUUGCUACCCCAGUGAGUCCCUGUCUGGUACCAGACAGUCCUGAAGGGGCAAGAAUUCUGCAAACAAAGAAACAACUAUUUAGACCAAACCUCUGAAUAAAAUAAUAUCUGAUUGAUUGUACUAGUGUGUGUUGU